AUGUCUGUCACAUCAAGUCGUUCCUCAAACUACGACGAGACCAUUCCGGAACAACACUUCCCCAUUGAAGAAGAAAUGUGGCAGCCCAAAAAGGUCGUAGUGAAGGAAUCAGACCCUCCAUCAGAGCUACGACAAUCUCAACGACGUAUGUCCGUAUCUACUGAAAACUCCAAUUCGACGCUUGCAUUGGAUUCUCCCGAAGAAGAAGUGGAUCUCAAGACACCCACAGUCCCUAAAAACAUGGUCGAAUCGACCACUUCGACCGUCAUCGAUGACGUUCACGAACCACUACUAAAACCAGAAUUGGCCGGACCAAUGGAAAAACUUCUUUACUCUUUACUUCGACAAGUUGCGACCGUCGAGCGAGGUCAUCCUACCAUCAUGGCUGAGGACUACGACAAGUUACAACAGAGAGUGACCGAACUGGAAGCUGAGAAGACCAGUGUAGUAGAGAAUUAUCAUGCUUUACUGGCAAUCCGCAACGAGGACCUGUUGAACUUGAUCAAAGUGCGAGAUAUGCUGGCUGAAGAACGACGAGAACACACAGCGAUACGAAAACUUCGGGAUGAGGAUUUGGAGAACGUGCUCGUGCUUCGAGAAAAGUUGGCUCAAGCAACGUGGACUAAGCCGCGAGGAUCAUCCACGACUCGGCUAUCAUAUCGACAAUCACGAACCGAAGGAGAUGACCUCUGGCAACAGGCCAAGACGGCAGCUAUGGAGCAGAGAAUUCUGGAGCUUGAGAAUGCUAACAAAGAACUCCGAGCGCGAGCUCAAGCUCCAGCUCAAGCGUCAGGCUUGACCGGUGGACCAACUGGAGAUAUUAUCCAUCGGGUCGAGACAAUGUUUGAAGAAGGUCUCAAAUAUCGCGAAAAGAUGGCAAUUAAGAUCCAACAGCUACGAUCGGAGAAGGAAGCUUUGCAGAAAGAUGUUGCGGCUUUGGAAGAUCGAAAUACUGAGCUUGAAGCACUGACGGAAAGGUUACAGAGAAAUCUUGACUUUUAG
Rhinocladiella mackenziei CBS 650.93 is the source of this 1002-nucleotide messenger RNA. RefSeq lists its product as uncharacterized. NCBI's taxonomy places the organism in Eukaryota, Fungi, Ascomycota, Eurotiomycetes, Chaetothyriales, Herpotrichiellaceae. Bases 1 to 1002 code for a protein of 333 amino acids. The record is from RefSeq and is a predicted model, not a curated record. The transcript has a single exon.